Dromiciops gliroides (monito del monte) is the source of this 954-nucleotide messenger RNA. Its product is annotated as non-structural maintenance of chromosomes element 3 homolog. Gene Ontology annotation, cellular component: nucleus. The record is from RefSeq and is a predicted model, not a curated record. NCBI's taxonomy places the organism in Eukaryota, Metazoa, Chordata, Mammalia, Microbiotheria, Microbiotheriidae.
AUGGGAGACAGCAGCGGCGGCAACGGCGGCCCCAGCUUCCCGGGCCCCAGCAGCCGCGGUGGCCUCGAUGCGAGCGACAACCUUGGCCCCAGCACCAGCGGCGGCGGCCUGGGGUUCAGCCAGGCCCACGUCCAGGCCCUGGCCCGGGCCAUGGCCCAGGCGGGCCCCGCGCAGGUAGAGGAUAACGUCAUGGAGGAGGCGGGGUCGAAGGAGCCAGGGCCCACCGCCACCCCGCCCAUGCCCUCCACCUCCUCGGCGUCGUCCUCGUCCUCAGGGUCGUCCUCCCAGGCCCAGAAGAAGCCCGCCAAGCGCACCGAGGCCCAGGUCCAGCAGAAGGUGAACGAGCUGGUGCAGUUCCUGCUGGUGAAGGACCAGAAGAAAGUGCCCAUUCGCCGGAUGGACAUGGUGAAGACCAUCCUGCAAGACUACAAGGACAUGGCCUCGGAGAUCAUCGAGUGUGCGGGCCAGACCCUGGAGGAGGUCUUCCGCCUGCGGCUCCAGGAGAUAGACCCUAAGUACCACACCUACAUCCUCAUCAACAAGCUGGAGAGCUUGGACUACGACGGCAUGAAGGCCGACGAAGGCGUGGCCAAGAUGGGCCUCCUCAUGGUGAUCCUGAGCCUCAUCUUCUUGAAGGGCAACUCGGCCAAGGAGGCCCUGGUCUGGGAGGUGCUCAAGAAGCUCCGUGUGGAUCCGGAAAAGAGGUACAAGACCUUCGGCGAGAAGGACGAGUUUGUUUGCCAGAAAUAUUUGGAGUACGUUCGAGUCCCCCAUACCGAUCCUGCAGAGUAUGAAUUCCUCUGGGGACCCAGAGCCGCCCAUGAGACCAGCAAGAUGGAAGUCCUUCGCUUUGUGGCCAAGAUUCAGAAUCGAGAGCCUUCCAGCUGGGUGUCCCAGUACAACGAAGCUCUCCAAGAUGAAAUGGCAUCUGCCUCUACUUCAGCCGGCCAUUGA